AUUCAAGACUUUACGGGCAUCCAACCAUAUGUCGGAUUAUUGAAGUGAAUGGAAGCAAGGACUUAUAA
Messenger RNA from Lactuca saligna, 68 nucleotides. The record is from the annotation of a GenBank genome assembly. Lineage: Eukaryota; Viridiplantae; Streptophyta; Magnoliopsida; Asterales; Asteraceae.